Annulohypoxylon truncatum is the source of this 1272-nucleotide messenger RNA. Its product is annotated as putative O-methyltransferase. Bases 1 to 1254 code for a protein of 417 amino acids. The record is from RefSeq and is a predicted model, not a curated record. Gene Ontology annotation, molecular function: O-methyltransferase activity. Lineage: Eukaryota; Fungi; Ascomycota; Sordariomycetes; Xylariales; Hypoxylaceae. The transcript has 4 exons.
AUGUCAUCAACCCAGAGCAGGAUAGCCGAACUGGCGGCUACCGUUGCAACACAUACGAAUCGGAUAGACAGUUACCUCUCCAAGAAGGGACUGCCGUACCCGUCCUUCGGAGCCGACGGGCCAAGCGAUCUUAACCUGCCGCCCGAAAUCGAGCAAUCCCGUAGAGCGGUCCUCGAAGCAAGCCAGGAGCUCAACGACCUUCUCCAGGGGCCGAGAAACCUACUUUCCAACCACGAGGUAUCACAACCAGCUACUCUAUCUGAAGCUAAUCUCGCGCUUUGGCUCGCCCACGAAGUGCCCCUGGAUGGUGAGAUCACUUACGAGGACCUAGCAGCUUCCGCCGGCGUUGAUUGCGCGGCGCUCCGUCGUGUCUUACGCUUCGGCAUCGCGUCUCGCGUCUUCAGGGAGCCUCGCCCGGGAGUCAUUGUGCAUUCCGCGCCCUCGAAGCAGAUCGCGGAGGAUCCGCGUAUGGCUGACUGGGUCGGGAGUAACGUAGAUGAUAUGUGGCCGUCGGCGGAAAAGGUCGUGGAUGCGUUGGUCAAAUGGCCUAUGGCCGACGAGCCCAAUGAGACUGGUUUUUCGCUGGCCAAUGGGACGUCUAAAAACUUCUAUAAUAAACUCUUCGACGAUCCAGAACGCGCACGGCGUUGCGGUGGUUCGAUGAGCUGCUUUACGACCAGCGCCGGAUAUUCUUUGAGUCAUUUGACCGACAAUUACUCCUGGGAUUCACUUGAGAAUGGCACUGUCGUCGAUCUGGGUGGCUCUCAUGGUGAUACGGCAUUUGCCCUGGCUCGAAAGUACCCUAAGCUCCACUUAGUUGUACAAGAAUUGCCCGAGGUGGUUGCAAACUCCAAAGAAGAACCCGGCCUGGACGUCAAAUUUAUGACCCAUAAUUUAUUUGAGGAACAGCCGAUCAGGGGCGCCGAGGUCUAUUUAUAUCGUUGGAUAUUCCACAACUGGCCAGAUAAGUACUGUGUCAAGAUCCUCAAGGCUUUAACGCCGGCUCUAAAGAAGGGCUCCCGGGUUCUGAUCAUGGACUUCGUGAUGCCACCUCCCUGUGUGCUCCCAAAUAGCGCCGAGCGAAAGUUACGAGCUAUGGACCUCACGAUGCUCGAGGUUGGCAAUGCUAAAGAACGCGAUCUUGACGAAUGGAAGUCUUUGUUUGAACAGGCGGAUCGGAGGUUCGCCUUCAAAGGAGUACAGCGACCGCAGGGUUCUAACCUAGCUAUUCUCGAGGCGACUUGGGAAGGAUGAGAUGGAAAAUUGCAAGUG